Messenger RNA from Peromyscus californicus insignis, 3967 nucleotides. RefSeq names its product ubiquitin-conjugating enzyme E2 variant 2-like. NCBI's taxonomy places the organism in Eukaryota, Metazoa, Chordata, Mammalia, Rodentia, Cricetidae. The transcript is spliced from 2 exons. Bases 310 to 849 code for a protein of 179 amino acids. The record is from RefSeq and is a predicted model, not a curated record. Gene Ontology annotation, biological process: protein K63-linked ubiquitination; DNA damage tolerance. Gene Ontology annotation, cellular component: nucleus.
GCGUGCGCCACCACCGCCCGGCUGUAUCCCAUUUUUUGAGUAGCUACGGAUAAUAAAAGUUACUUUCAAUCAUAGUUCUGCAACCUCUAAUUUAAAUUCAUGUAAAAAUGGUUCCCAAUUGUUUUUUCAAUCCAGUACUCUCUGGUAUCAAACCAUUUGUUACUUGUAGUGCCUCCAUUAAAAAAGGAUGACCAAGUUAUGUAAGUCACCUGUCACACCAGCACUUGUCUGAAGCAACCUGGGAUAUAUGAGAAACCUUGUCUCAAAAAAAAAGUCAAAUAGGGCGGCUGCGUCUGGUAGCAGGAGAAGAUGGCGGUUUCCACAGGAGUUAAAGUUCCUCGGAAUUUUCGCUUGUUGGAAGAACUUGAAGAAGGACAGAAAGGAGUAGGUGAUGGUACGGUUAGCUGGGGCCUUGAAGAUGAUGAAGACAUGGCACUUACAAGGUGGACAGGCAUGAUUAUUGGGCCACCAAGGACAAACUAUGAAAACAGAAUAUAUAGCCUGAAAGUAGAAUGUGGAUCUAAAUACCCAGAAGUUCCUCCAUCAGUUAGAUUUGUAACAAAAAUGAAUAUGAAUGGAAUCAAUAAUUCUAGUGGAAUGGUGGAUGCACGAAGCAUACCAGUUUUAGCAAAAUGGCAAAAUUCCUAUAGCAUUAAAGUUGUACUCCAAGAGCUAAGACGUCUAACGAUGUCCAAAGAAAAUAUGAAGCUUCCACAGCCACCGGAAGGACAGACGUAUGUACAACAACUGAUUUUAGUAGAUCUCAAACUUGUCUUAAAUCAACAACCUUCUACUCAUGUUAAUGUCUUGAUUAAAUAUCACCAUGCAAAAUACCCACACAUUAAGUAAACAUGGAAAAAAAAAAGUCAAAUAAAAUAAAUCUUCACUUUGUUCCUCUGGGACACCUUGGAGCAGGGAGCAGGUAGUCAAGCAAAGAGCAAGGUUCAAAAACAGUAUCUUAACGAAGGACCUUCACUGAUAGGAGUUGAGCAAAACAGCAGCACAGCUCAGAGGAGAAAAAAAACCACUUUCCAUGGAUCUUGUCUUAAAAAUGGGCAAUACUGAUUUCACUAUAUCACCACCAAACAAGCUCUGUGUCAUUUUCCAAGGGGAAAGUGCAAGUGACCAGGUUUUUACAAGAUCAUUAACAGAAUAUCCUAAAAUGCUGCUAAACAGGUAAAAUUAAACACAAAAUACAUGCUUGGUAUCAAAGAAGGAGAAGAGGAAGAUCAGGAGUCAGGAAAUGGUACAUGAGAUGCUAUUACCAGUGCUGCCUUUUUAGGUUCCUGUCUUGUUCUGACAGGCUGCAACUAAAGACACUUGGAAUGGCAGAGACUGGAAGUAAAGACAAAUAAUUAUUCCUCUUAUUCCAGGAAGACAGAGUUUUCUCAGAGAAGACUGCAGAUUGGAAAAACUGCUUUGAUUACGCCAGCCCAAUCUCUGUGAUCUAUUCAACUAUGGUUACCAUGAAACCAAUCCUUUUAGGGUUUAAGUACCUCUAUCUGCCACUUAAACUUUCCAAAAUCUUAGAGGACUUUCUGACAACACAUUAAAUUAAUGCCUUUAAUCCCAGCACCCUGGAGACAGAGGCAUUUGGCUAUUUUAUGAUCUCCAGAGGCUACUCUGGUAUACACAAUGAGUUCUAGGACACUAUUACAUGUGAGACCAUCUCAGAAAGAGAUCGAGAUGAGACCAUCUCAAGAAGAGAUAGAGAGCCGGGCGGAGGUGGCGCACGCCUUAAAUCCCAGCACUCGGGAGGCAGAGCCAGGUGGAUCUCUGUGAGUUCGAGGCCAGCCUGGGCUACCAAGUGAGUUCCAGGAAAGGCACAAAAACUACACAGAGAAACCCUGUCUCGAAAGAAAAAAAAAAAAGAUGAAGAGAUAGAUAUGAACUAGUAACAUUUUUUAAGAUCAAACAAAAAUAAAAAUUUUCAAUCUCAUAAUAAAAACAAGAAUGUUUAAGAAGCCAUACAUAUGUAAAUAUAGUUAAUGUCUUUAAACUUCACACACUGAAUCUAAACAUUACUACAGAAAAACUAACCUUUCUCCUAUGAAUCACUUUACUCCCAAUCCAAUACUGCUAAUUAUUUAGACAGCAGAGUAAUUAGUUUAACCUGUACCUGGGAGCACUAAGCAAGAACAUUUUAACAUUCAAUAAAAAGAUUUACUGCACACCUGUAAUUCUGAGUUACACCAACAAAAGUACACUGAGAAGGAGGAGCACCCACAUCCAUGGCAGUAGGCCAGGGGAAUAUGAGAACCAGUUUGGAAGGCUCCAAGUAAACCACCAGGCUGGCUCCACACUUAAUACAGGACAAAAUAGUAAAUUGAGGUGAACUGCUUCUACAUCCAGAAACGUCAUGCCUGCUGCUGCUACCAGCUUCAUGGCUUCCAAAACUGAAUUACUGAAUGGUAAAGCAGUAAAAAUAUCACCUACUUUAUCCAUCAUGUCCCAAAACUGGUUCACACACUCCUAAAAAUGAAAAAGUAGUUUGGCCUACAAUCUCUUACAAAACUCUAACAAUUACAUUUUCAAAGCCACAUUCCUGGUUCUUGGAACUACUACACCUUAUUAUCAAUGGGGAUAGCAAGUCAGUGGUUCAACCAAAUCACAAGAACACAAAUUUGGGGGUUAUUCCGAAAACUAAUUCGAAUGAGAUCCAACUGUACUGUACAGAAAUUCUAAGCUUAUAUUAAAGCAGCAGUCCCAAGGAACCAAGAACACUGUAUCUGGGAUGCCACAUGACACUCCCUUCAGACAAAAGAAACUUCACUCUUGCUCUAGGAGGAUUGGCAGGAAUGAUUUGGCUGAUCAAGGCAGGAAAACAAAUCUCACACCAAAACAGUUUUUCAUCUGUUUAUCUGAGAAAUACCACAUGGGAGCAGCACAUGUGACUGUGAAGGUUCACGGUGCCUAGUGCUUCUUGCAUGUCAUGGUCAAGUAAGUAAUGGGAUAAUGAUGGCAGUGGCCAUUAUUCAGUUUCAAAACUCAAUGCUGGGGCACCAGCACACACACCAAAGGGCCAUCCAAGUGGCAUCUUUGUCACUAGAAUUAAUCAUUCAACAAAUCAAGCUCAAAUCUCUCUUCAUUAUGAAUGCUCCAGAAAACCAAUACCUUUCAGUCCUUCAGAGACUCCAUUAAGGGUAAUUUGAUCCUAGGUUCCCUUGGGGGAGAAGAGGAGCUUCUUAUCUACCCUAUCUAAACCAGGACCCAGCAAUCUCUUCAGUCCUGAGAGCCACCAUCAGGGUUAAGAAUCAGGAAGGAAAGGAGGACAAGAGCAAACAGAGUGCAGGAGAGGGCGACGCACCAGUGUGCAGAGGCAAGGUGAUUCUCUCAGACCUCCAGGUAGCAGAGGCCCUUGGUCGCUUGACCUGUCUUAGGCCAGGAUUUGGAUGCCUGGGCCCGGACACCAUACACCCUCACAGCACCACAUGCACAGAUGAUUUAAGCUCUCCCACUGCCCAUCUCUUUACUUCAGAGGAGAGCUCAGUUAAAACAGCAGAUCCCGUUACAGAGUUUAGAAUCUGAGCAACAGACAUUCCAGGUACCCACAAAAAUUAAAACUAUCUCUUAGCCACUUAAAAAAAAAACUUAAAGACAGAAGUAAAUUAAAACACAAACACACACACACACACACACACACACACACACACACACACUCUCUCUCUCUCUCUCUCUCUCUGUGAAAAUUUUGAUAAAUUUCCUUAACAUAAAAACACUCCCCUCAAACCUAACCGAAGCCCCCAAUAACUAUUAAGCCAGUAAAAUUAUUUGUAGGUCAAGGGACCAUAUAAAUCACCCUAUUUAACAUGUGGGCGUGAACGCAAAAAAAGGGUAGAGGGAUCUAGGGGUAGCUCUAAACCUGAACAGAACACACGCUCUUCCUAGAGCAGCUUCCACUGACAAAAAUCCAGAUUAGCCACAGAGAAGACACACCAACCUUCUUACCCUACUCCACCACCAGUAC